UUUGCAGCAGAGAUCUGUCUUAAACUUGCAUUAAUGUCAAUGACAAUGGCUAUACAUAUGCAUUUCACUUAUGCCACUCAAACAUGAAACAAAGUAACAAACAACAAAUAGAUUUGUACACAUUUUGUCUAACCUUUUAGGUACCUCCAUCAUUAAUUUUGUAGUGUAUGCAGAAUGUAUAUGGAAUUACAUGUAAGAAUGAUUCACGCAAGAAAAAAAGUUAUUAAGAAUGUCUUUGAGCAUAUGAAGCCCAAAUCUUAAAACAACCCAAGCACACUCUGAUUGUGUUUGGUAUAACUUCUGCUUCUUAUAACUCUUCGGAAAAACAUUUAACAAUUUUUUAAAGAGAGAUUCUAAUCAAAGCCAUUGAAAUGUGUAGUUUCUCAAAAAGCUAUUCAGAAGUUAAAAAAAAUAUACCAAACAGCAACUACGUACCUUAAUCUCCCACUAAAGCGGAACUUCCAAUCUCCCAGCCAUUUGGAUUUUCGGUUUCUAGUUUCCAGGAGUUUCGUAGUUCCGUAGGAUCUUCCUUAAACCUUCCUGAAAAUUAGAGAAAGAGGUUAAAAAGAAAAUGGAGCUUCUUUGGCAUUUUGCUAAUCCACCUUGAACCUACAUACGUAGCUUAGCCAAUUUGCUUCACAUUCUCACGUUGGAAAAUGGUGAACAAGCCUUCCAAGACCGAGAAGAAGAUCGCUUACGAUGCGAAAUUGUGCCGUCUUCUGGAUGAGCACGGCCAGAUACUGGUUGUGGCAGCUGACAAUGUGGGGUCCAACCAGCUUCAGAACAUAAGGAAAGGUCUGCGCGGGGACUCGGUGGUGCUGAUGGGCAAGAACACCAUGAUGAAGCGUUCUAUCAGACUUCAUUCUGAGAACACAGGCAACAAAGCCUUCCUCAAUCUUAUUCCCCUUCUCGUUGGAAAUGUAGGUCUGAUUUUCACAAAGGGCGAUUUGAAGGAAGUUAGUGAAGAGGUUGCCAAGUACAAGGUUGGAGCUCCUGCUCGUGUCGGUUUGAUUGCUCCAAUCGACGUUGUUGUUCCUCCUGGCAACACUGGGCUAGAUCCUUCUCAGACCUCUUUCUUCCAGGUGCUUAACAUACCCACCAAAAUUAACAAGGGUACGGUUGAAAUUAUCACUCCAGUUGAGCUUAUUAGAAAGGGUGAAAAGGUUGGCUCUUCUGAGUCUGCCCUCCUUGCCAAGCUUGGAAUUAGGCCCUUUUCAUAUGGUCUUGUUGUCCUGUCUGUUUACGAUAACGGUUCAGUCUUUAGUCCAGAGGUGCUUUACCUGUCUGAUGACGACCUUGCACACAAGUUUGCUGCUGGUGUCUCCAUGGUUACCUCAUUGUCAUUAGCCAUUUCUUAUCCAGCCAUUGCUGCUGCACCACACAUGUUUGUCAAUGGCUACAAGAAUGUUUUGGCCACUGCUAUUGCCACCGAAUAUUCCUUCCCACAAGCAGACAAGGUUAAGGAGUACCUUAAGGAUCCCAGCAAGUUCGCUGUAACUGCAACAGCAGUUCCUGCUGCCAACUCCGGUGCUGCCCCCGCUGCCACCAAGGAGGAAGAGAAGAAGGAAGAACCAGCAGAAGAAUCAGAUGAGGACAUGGGCUUCAGUUUAUUUGACUAAAAGUUUUAUGUUUUUGAUGGUUCAAACUUUAGGAUGGUUGAUGUUAGCAGUCGCUUGGUAAAAUUUUGUUUCGUUGUGUUGGAGAGUUCUACAUUAACCUUUAACACUUUUCUGAAGUGGGGAUAACUAGGUAUUCUUCCGAAAUUUCUUCGAGGAUCUAUAGAUACUAGCACGGAAUAAAGUUGCUCAGCUAGAUUAAUCUCCGCGGCUUCACUACUCUACACUAAAGCGAUUUAGUUCUACCAGCAGCCUACUAGAGGACAGGCUCACUCUAGGACUUCUUUGUGGAUCUUAAAUAUAUCUUUCUAAUCAUACUUUGAUAAUAAGUUUUAAUAACCAUUGUAGU
Messenger RNA from Ziziphus jujuba (common jujube), 1965 nucleotides. RefSeq names its product large ribosomal subunit protein uL10. The transcript has 5 exons. Gene Ontology annotation, biological process: cytoplasmic translation; ribosomal large subunit assembly; ribosome biogenesis. Lineage: Eukaryota; Viridiplantae; Streptophyta; Magnoliopsida; Rosales; Rhamnaceae. Gene Ontology annotation, cellular component: cytosolic large ribosomal subunit. Bases 657 to 1619 code for a protein of 320 amino acids. Gene Ontology annotation, molecular function: large ribosomal subunit rRNA binding; structural constituent of ribosome. The record is from RefSeq and is a predicted model, not a curated record.